Molecule: messenger RNA, 1935 nt
Organism: Symbiodinium sp. CCMP2592
Lineage: Eukaryota; Dinophyceae; Suessiales; Symbiodiniaceae
Source: the annotation of a GenBank genome assembly
AUGGCCGAAAUCCCCGAUGAGCUGCUCAAAGUCACAAUUGAUGACUUUUUCCAUUUCUUGCAGUGUCAGCUGUGCUUGGAGGCCUCGACAUGCCUCCACGAAGAGUUGCAGCUUCGGGAUCCAAAGGCCGUUGACUUUUGGCCACGUUUCCGAACUUGGGCGCAGCCAAACCUCGGCAAGAAGGAGAAGUGGGUUCCGUUUCAUACCGUUCUGGGACCUCACGACUUUUUUGUGGUAACACAGAUCCUUCACAACGACGAUCUUCCCUGGAACGCUUGGCAACGAUUUUUGGCUAUGUUUGUCUAUCGGGCACACUGCAAGGGUGCACUGUUUCAAGAGGUUCAGCUUCCGAGAAUGUUGGAAGAAGAGGACUUUUGGAAAGACCCCGCGGCCCAGUUCGCUGACGACGGUGCGAUGACGCUGGCCAUGCUCGACUUCCGGCGCCGUACUCGUCAGCCUUUGCAAACAGCCGCGUUUCUGUCGAUUCCACAACGCCUAUGCCCAGAUGAUGACGAGAACUUAGCCAGGAAUGUGGCCCGGCGCACGCGGACCUUGCUGGAAAUUGCCGAGAAAGUUUGGCCCGUAAUCCAAGAUCAUUCGCUCAGCAGCUCGGAAAAGUUCCGCUGCAUCUCUGGGACGAUUCAGUCGGCUGAGGGUCUGGGAGAAACAUGGACCAAGAUGCUGAUGGUCACGAUGGAUAUCGCUUAUCCAGACUUAGAGCUGCUAGCUGAGUCCUGCAACGUGGGCCUCGGAGCUUUCAAGGCCUUCCAACGCCUGGCACCCGACCAUAAGAACUCGCCGAGACGCUGCCAGCAGAGCCUUCAGAAGAUCACGAACGCGGCGAACAAAGCGACGUCCGAUGCCGCCCGAGGCUUCUGGUCUUUGCUGGAUCAGGUAGAACUCUUGGCCAGGCGACGCUUUGCUGGAUUCCCGUUGAUUCUGGCCCAGGUCAGUACUUCCCAUGGACAACUCAGCCUUUCAACAGUACAGGUGCAGCUUUGCGAGUGGCGACAGUUUCAGGAUUUCUUGGAUAAGCACAGUGGGGCGAAGUUUCUGCGAGACGUGUCCGCGAAGCACAGAGGAAUCGACGUGCAGCCGGGACAGGCACCAGAGCCGGCCUGCAAGGAGGAAGAAGCUCAGCUGGCAUCGGACACCCGAAGAAAGCGACCUCGGCUUCGGGUCGCGGAGGCCCAGAACGGCGGCACCGGGGCAUCUCCGAGCUCGCAGUCAGAGGACCCGUUCCUGUCUGCAGCCACAGGGCUACUGGAGACGAUGAAGCAGGAGAUGGCGCAGGUAAACCUUUCCAUCAAGCAUGCCCAAGAAGACCUGCGAGACUGUGAAGUGAGAAGGGGUGAAGCGGAGGCAAGGCUCUUUACCGCGAUGCGAGCGACGAGCGAUGCCGAGCUGAACUUGCGAAAGAUAAGACCCAACCUGACUAUGUGCGCGCUGCUUGCGGAGCACGAGAGGCAAAUUUCCGAGGUCGCCGAAGCCGGGGUGGCCAAACUGCAGGCCGUUUGCGAUCGGCUUUCUUCGACCAAAGGAGUCCUUCAUGUGGCAGCCACAAGCCACCACGCCAGCGCCUACGCUGCACUCCCAGAUGUGCCCGCAUCCUUGGCCGGCGACCUUGCGCGAGGAGUCGACGCGCGGCUCAACCACACGCGGGAGAUCCUCGAAAGCGUCAUUCUGCGGCGAGACGCACAUUGCCGGAAGGUGCAAUCGGAGAUCCUGGGGCCCAAAGAGGCCUGGGACGCUCGAGAGGCACUCUUGCAGUCUGAGCUUGCCACGGCCCGCGCUGCUGAGGCCGAUGCUCAGGCUUUCUGGGUGGCGGCUCAGCGGAGCUCCGUGGAAGCCGAGUCACGCCUUCAAGAGCUGCAAGUCCAGCGCUUUCUCGCUCAGGUAGAGGAGGUCGCGCUGGAGGAACUGAUUGGCCAUUGA